Molecule: messenger RNA, 1638 nt
Organism: Neurospora crassa OR74A
Lineage: Eukaryota; Fungi; Ascomycota; Sordariomycetes; Sordariales; Sordariaceae
Product: b-ZIP transcription factor IDI4
Exons: 1
Coding region: 608-1267 (219 amino acids)
Biological process (GO): regulation of transcription by RNA polymerase II; DNA-templated transcription
Molecular function (GO): RNA polymerase II cis-regulatory region sequence-specific DNA binding; DNA-binding transcription factor activity, RNA polymerase II-specific
Source: RefSeq, a predicted model, not a curated record
GACGUCUAUUUCUUUGCCUCCUUCUUGUCUUCUUCUCUCGAUUGACUUUCUCCUCCCUUUCCCAUCAACAACCACAACACUCCAGUCUGGUGACUCGGACUGGCAACUCCCUUUGCAUUUAACCCCUUCAAGACAAUCUUCUCCCGGCCUCGAUCGAGAGGCCGUCCAUACUCUGCAAGAAUGGCCGCCGCAGCAUGCUCAGCAGCCGCCAGCGUCCGCGUCUCGGUCUUCUUCUUCCAGCCUGCAAUACUCGUUGCAGGAGACGCCGCCCUUUGACUUUGACUUUUCUUGCGAUUUAUUAAGCGAUUACGAUUUCCUUCAUCAGCAACAGCAACAAGACUUUAACUGGGCCGACCCUCUUCUGUUUCCCGACCAACAAGAUUUGACAUUUCUCGCCUUUCCUAUCUCGACUAACACUACUACUACUGCUACUGCUACUACUACUACUACUACUUGCGACACUGCUCCAACUUCAACCACUGUCUCCCCCUUUGCCCCGUCACUGCCUUUGUCAGUAACACCCUCGCCACUCCUUGCCGACACCAACGACAUCUUUCAACAACAAGGCUGGGCCGACCCUUCACCAUCGGCACCACCACAACCGCCCAUGCACCUUUCUCUUGACCAUCAUCACCUUUCCUCCGACGACCCAUACGCCGCCGCUUCUCUCAGCCAUGUCACCGACACGCUCUCCACCACCAUGGGCUUGACCAUGCCAAGUGGACGGAACACAACAACCCUGGGCAUGGACAUGUUCAGGACAGCCAGCAACAAUUCCGGCAGCAGCAACAACAACAUGGGCUACAGUCAACUCAACGCCACCACCUCUUCCAGCUCUCGCGAUCACUCAACCACCCCUCCCACCUCGCAAUCUUCUGGCUCCACUUCCCCGACAGCAUCGACCAGCCACCACGGGCACGGGGGGCAAGGCCAUCUCUACCCCGGCCUAACCCUCCCGUCUCCCGUCGAUGCUUCCAGCAAGCCUAAGCGCGGUCGUCCACCCGGUCCCAAGAAGCGCGCUCUAUCUCCUAGCGUCGCUGCCGAAGCCGAGCUCACAGACUCUGAGGACAUCAUGAUCAAGCGGCAGCGCAACAACAUUGCUGCCAAGAAGUACCGCCAGAAGAAGAUUGACAGGAUCCAAGAGCUCGAGGAGGAGGUGGAUCAGAUCAAAAAGGAGAGGGAGGAAUUGAGGCUGAUGUUGGCCAAGAGGGAUGCGGAGGUGGGCAUGUUGAGGGAGAUGCUUGCCAUGGCUAAGCAGGGGCGGUGACGUACCUGAGAGAUCUGUAUUGGUGUCAAAGGGCAAUGACUGAUGAUUCAGGCAAUGGCAAUAGGAAUGGGCAAGACACAAGUCAGUUGUCAGCAAGGCGUUCUUUUGAGAUGGAAGGGCAUUGAAGAUGGAGGAUUAUGAUUCGAGACUCAGACGAUGUCGGCUCUUCUUAAUUGACAUUUGUGUUUUUUUUCCGCAUUGCAGCUUUGAUCUGACUGCUCGGAAUAGGGAACGUGGUUGCAUCAUGGUGAAUGUGAAGUGUGCUGAUCUUUGUCGUUGACUUACCCGUCCGGUAUGUAAUGAAGUGUCUAUUUCCCACUGUGUUUGACUUGGCGGUUUACAGAUGGCGAUGAUAUGAGGCUCAAGAAAAG